Molecule: messenger RNA, 1468 nt
Organism: Stegodyphus dumicola
Lineage: Eukaryota; Metazoa; Arthropoda; Arachnida; Araneae; Eresidae
Product: protein phosphatase 1H
Biological process (GO): protein dephosphorylation
Cellular component (GO): mitochondrion
Molecular function (GO): [pyruvate dehydrogenase (acetyl-transferring)]-phosphatase activity; cation binding
Source: RefSeq, a predicted model, not a curated record
UGUCACGAGAUGCCAACAGGCUGUUGCUGUGUCGUUGAGUGUGUUGAGUAGGAAUGUUUAAUAGGGUAAAAAAUGCGUUAUACAAUGUAGUUGGAGGAUUAGAGACUUUUCCAGCAAUAAAAGAUGGAGAACUUACAGAUAGGCCACCAUUAAAGUUCCGCUAUACUAGACCAACUUUUUUGCAAUUGACUACAGAUGAUGAAGUUCAAGUGUCAGCAGACCAUGUAAUUCGGCCUAUUAUCGUUCCAAGAGACAUAACAAAAUUGCCUUGGAACUCUGGUUAUGCUGAGGCUAUAAAUGCUGGUAAAAGUGUGAGAAAUGAAGAUCAGGGAACUGCUGUUAGAGGUGUAUUAUAUACUUCUGCUGCAAUAUCAGUUAAGCAUGACACUGAAGAUCAGUCCAUUCCAGUUCAACCAUUAGUAAAUGAUGAAGAAAUCAGAAAUGAAAAUGAUAUGGAAACUGCAAUGCCUGAGGAGCUUACUUCUUCACAGACCCUUAGCCCUCCUUUAGAUGAUUCUAAUUAUACAACACCACCAUCCACACCAGAAAUGUCUCGCAAAAUUGUGCUAGAUCACACAAUACCAUGGGUAUAUUUUGCAUUAUUUGAUGGCCAUGCGGGCUCUGGUGUGGCAGUUGCUGCAUCUAAUACAUUGCAUAAAAUUAUACAGGAAAAAUUACAAGAGGUUGCAGAUUUACUUACUAUGCCUCAAGCUCAAUUAAAUGUUGCAGCUAAAGGCGCAAAUGAACGAAAUAGUGCACAACCUCCUGGAUUUCAAGGUGUCUCUUCCAGCAGAGAUGUGACACCAGAUUCACUUAUUGUGGGUGCUCUGGAAUCAGCAUUUUGGGAAAUGGAUAGGUUAAUUUCAAUUGAUAAGAGGCAUUAUACAAUGACAGGAGGAUGUACUGCACUGGUUGCAGUUUUCAUGUUUGGUAAAUUGUAUGUUGCCAAUGCAGGGGAUAGUAGGGCUGUCAUAUGUAGAGGCAGUAAAACCAUUCCUAUGUCAUCAGACUUCACACCUGAGACUGAGCGAAAUAGAAUAAGAAAACUUGGCCAGUUGCGUCCAGAACUUUUAGGUGGUGAAUUUACGCACUUAGAAUUUGCUAGACGUCCUGCUAGAAAAGAUUUAGGAGAAAAAAUUCUUUACAGAGAUGCAUACAUGAGUGGAUGGUCGUAUAAAUGUAUAUCUAUGGAUGAUCUCAAGUUUCCACUUAUAUAUGGUGAAGGUAAAAGGAGUCGAGUGCUUGCUACAAUUGGUGUGACAAGAGGAUUUGGGGAUCAUGAUCUAAAAGCUUUAAAUACUGAUAUUGAUAUCAAACCAUUUUUAUCUCCAGAACCUGAAGUUUAUAUGAUUUGAAUAGAAGCUCAUCAGUGGACAAGGUGUACUUUGUUUUAAAUGCAGGUACAGUCAAAAGUCAUUAAUCCGGACCCAUCGGGACUUCAGCGAUUCCGGAUUAUCGAUUUUUCCGG